AUGCCUCCUUCAAAGAAGAGAAAGACAAACACCGGGUCCGCUGCGGCGGAAGAUGCGAAACCGACCGCGAAGACGAAUUCUGCCCCCCUAAAAGAAACUGAGACGACAGAGACUGAGCCUAAUCCUGCCAUAAAAGACGCCCCUCCUGCGCCCACAGAACCGGUAGGAGCAUCAUCAUCAUCACAGCCCACAGCAGAAGAUGCCGCCGCGAAGGCCAAAGAUCGCAUGGCUCGCUUUAAGGCCCUCAAGGCCCGCGCCAAAAGCUCAUCCGACCAAAACUUCAAAGAGGCGACGCUCGAGUCGCAGCGUCUCGCGUCCGACCCGAGCCAGCUCACGGCCAUCCACCGCAAGCAGGCCAUCGCGUCGCAGAAGCUGCUCAAGGCCGACGUCGAGGACGCCGGCGGCGACUUUGAGCGCAAACGCGCGUGGGAUUGGACGAUCGACGAGAGCGAGAAAUGGGACAAGCACGUCAGGAAGAAGGAGGCGCACCGCGAUAACAACGCCUUCCAGGACUACACCGCCGAGAGCAACAAGGUGUACAAGCGCCAGCUCAGGAAUAUCGCUCCGGAUAUGGAGAAGUAUGAAAAGGACAAGAUGGCUGCCAUCGAGCGCGCGGCUGCCUCGGGCGGCCUCGACAUCGUCGAAACAGAGGACGGAGAACUCAUUGCCGUAGACAAGGACGGUUCCUUUUACUCGACAGCCGACUCGACCACAUUUGCGCAAAACAAGCCGGACAAGGCCGCUGUCGACCGGCUUGUAGAAGACCUGAGGAGAGCCGAGGAGAACAGACUGAAGAAGAGGAAGGACCGUAUGGCGCAGAACGGCGACGACGGCGAUGUCACGUACAUCAACGAGAAGAACAAGCAGUUCAACCAGAAGCUGGCGCGCUUCUAUAACAAGUACACUGCGGAGAUUCGGGACAGCUUCGAGAGAGGAACCAUGAUUUAA
Molecule: messenger RNA, 948 nt
Organism: Colletotrichum spaethianum
Lineage: Eukaryota; Fungi; Ascomycota; Sordariomycetes; Glomerellales; Glomerellaceae
Product: pre-mRNA-splicing factor SYF2
Exons: 1
Coding region: 1-948 (315 amino acids)
Cellular component (GO): Prp19 complex; catalytic step 2 spliceosome; post-mRNA release spliceosomal complex
Source: RefSeq, a predicted model, not a curated record